AUGAACGACGACAAAGCGAUCGAAGUGAUCGAGAGCAUCGAGAACACUUCUGAGCUGACCGAACAUGAGCGCGAGGUCGAGAAAUCACUCGUCCGCAAGAUUGAUAUCAGAUUCAUCCCGGUAACGAUCCUCAUCUAUCUUCUCUGCUAUUUGGAUCGUUCGAACAUUGGAAACGCCAAGAUACUCAAUUCGGAUUCCGGCGACGACAUUUUGCAGACGCUGAGCUUGAGCAACCAUGCCUACGUGGUGGCGUUGAUGGUAUUCCUGGUCGCAUACUCCGUGUUCGAAGUACCUAGCAAUCUUGCUCUCAAGAUUAUCAGUCCGGCAAAAUGGAUCAGUUUCCUGGUCAUCGCGUUUGGGUCCUUCUGCACUGGCAUUGGUGGUGUGCAAGAUGCUACAAGUCUGACCGUGCUACGCUUCUUUCUGGGGGCGGCUGAGGCCGGCGUAUUCCCUGGGCUGAUGUAUUACUUCACCUUCUGGUACAAGCCCAGCGAGCGCGCGUUCCGUAUCGCUUGCUUCUUAUGCAGCGCCACCUUGGCGGGCGCUUUUGGAGGUUGCAUCGCAUAUGGGGUUGGUCAUAUGAAUGGAGCCCUUGGCCUGCAGGCAUGGCGGUGGCUUUUCAUUGUUGAGGGAGCUCCAACGGUCUUCCUCGGCAUAUGUCUAAUCUUCUUCCUGCCGAGCUAUCCUGAAGAUGUGUCCUGGCUGACAGCAGAGGAACAAAGUGUCCAACAGCUGAGACUGGGAAGGCAACGGAAUCAAAGUCAGCAGAAGAUCAACUGGAAGGAUGCGAAAGCGACACUCCUCGACUUGAGGAUGUAUGGCCAUUACCUAGCGUACACUGGUAUUGGCUGCGGAGUGGCGUCACUGUCCUUGUUCGCACCGACAAUCAUACAAGGUCUGGGUUAUCGUGGUCUUCAUGCUCAGCUGUUCACCGUACCGCCAUAUGCAGUAGCAUACGUGUGCACUAUGCUCGCAGCAUACGCUUCGGAUCGUUACCAGAUGCGCGGCCUCAUUGCUGGUACUUCGUUGGCUUGUAGCACUCUAUGCUUCAUCGUCUUGGCUGUGCUCCCUGGAGAACGAUUCACAGGGCGUUAUGUGCUGCUCAUCUUCGCAACGAGUGGUGUAUUCGCAGCACUUCCGUCUCUCAAUGCGUGGGUGGGUGACAAUGCGACUAACACAACUGCCAUGUCCUUGGUCUUUGCGUGCAACGUCGCCUUCUCCGGACCAGGUCAGAUCGCUGGCGUAUGGAUAUACCGAUCUCAAGAUGCGCCUCUGUAUCGCCUUGGACACGGCGUCAAUGCUUGCUUUACUGCGCUCGCUUGCUCUCUGAGCUUCGUCUUGUACUUUUACUAUCGUGGGCUGAAUAAGAAAGUGGUACGUCAAGGAUAUGGCCACCGAUGGAUGGAGUAA
Cercospora beticola is the source of this 1410-nucleotide messenger RNA. RefSeq lists its product as uncharacterized. NCBI's taxonomy places the organism in Eukaryota, Fungi, Ascomycota, Dothideomycetes, Mycosphaerellales, Mycosphaerellaceae. Gene Ontology annotation, cellular component: membrane. Gene Ontology annotation, molecular function: transmembrane transporter activity. The record is from RefSeq and is a predicted model, not a curated record. Gene Ontology annotation, biological process: transmembrane transport.